Messenger RNA from Linum trigynum, 880 nucleotides. The record is from the annotation of a GenBank genome assembly. NCBI's taxonomy places the organism in Eukaryota, Viridiplantae, Streptophyta, Magnoliopsida, Malpighiales, Linaceae.
GAUACAUCCGAUAACUCCACAAACAGAAAACUCAUACUAUGAAGUGAACAGUUAAGAUAAGCACCCAUUUCUGUUGGUUAAUCGCAUGCUUGGAGCCACUAACCAUAGCAAAGAGACUUAAAUCAAUCAAACAAAUCAUGGUCUUCAAACUUAACUACAUUCAUCAAUUGGCUAAACAGAGAAAAAUUCCCAACUUUCUCAGUGAACACGGCCUUUCUAUCUACCAUAUCAUAUCAUAUCAAUCCUCCCACGAAGAAGAUGGAAGAACUACAACAACAACAUCCAUCCAAAGCUUCCUCACCAAAGGAAGCAUCAUCAACAACCACAACCGCAACCACAACAACAACAACCACAACUACUGUGAAUUCUUCAGACUCGAAUUCUUCUACCCUAACAACAGAAGAACCCAAUGCUCCUCCUCAACAGAAGAAGAUUGAGGAACAACAACAACAACAACAACAACAACAACAAGAGCCUGCUAAGGAUGUUGCUGAAACGGAGACAAAUCAAGCACAACCUCAACAGCAAAAACAAGGUGAAGAGAAGGUAAAUGCUGCAAAUUCUCCUUCAAAACAAGUGAAGGAACAACAGGAACCGCCAUUGCAGCUAAUUAUCAAGCUAAACACAAAGAAGAUAGUACUAACCGAAAAAAGUUGCGGUGGAGGAGGGGUUUUGUGCAGAGUCUUCGUUAGCUAUCGAUGGGAAGAGGGGUUUUGUGCAGAGUCUUCGUUAGCUAUCGAUGGGAAUUCACUAGUCAAUUGUUCUGGUUCGUGGCAUUUCCUAUCCAGCACUAAGUUAGUAGGAGGGGGAAAAUUGGAAGCACAGAGAUUCAAUUGAACUGCUGUCAAAAACUAGAACGAAGUAAACGAUACAUGGAAUA